Molecule: messenger RNA, 5240 nt
Organism: Cyprinus carpio (common carp)
Lineage: Eukaryota; Metazoa; Chordata; Actinopteri; Cypriniformes; Cyprinidae
Product: kinesin-like protein KIF20B
Exons: 29
Coding region: 507-4985 (1492 amino acids)
Biological process (GO): microtubule-based movement; mitotic spindle assembly
Cellular component (GO): nucleus; spindle microtubule
Molecular function (GO): ATP binding; microtubule binding; plus-end-directed microtubule motor activity
Source: RefSeq, a predicted model, not a curated record
UAACACUAUUGCCACGGGUUGUUUUUCAUGUCUUCUGGUUGAAAAACGAGAUCAAUAACGUGAUAUUUAUCCCCUGGAAUGCGAAUUUUACCAGGGGAACCCCGCCAAAACUUGGUAUUUUAUCCCCGGAACGCGAUAUUUAACGGGGACCCCCUCGAAACGCGAUUUGGCUAGUUUUGAGUAGCGAUUGGGCGGGUUUUGAUGUGAAAACCUGGCAACCCGGGUGUCACCCCUCUAGACAAGCCCCUGACUAAUACCCGACAGCAAACUGCUGGCACUUUUAAUUUAUCAUUUACUGAUACAAAAUUCAAAUGAUUUACAACGGUCGCGAUAUUUGUCAUUUCCGGUGUAUGGUGUCCACACGUUUUCAAGUUAUAACUUAGCUGAUUUUGAUACGUCCAUUAGUCGAUGCGUAAUUAUUGUUUUAAUUGUGUUGCCACUUAAAUUUUAGUAUCAUAUAAUAACAUUUUAGCUAAACGUCAAACAUAUUGAUAGGUUUCAGCAAAAUGAUGGAAUCGUGUUUAAAUCAUAAGCCUGAGAAAGUUGCCUCUUUUACUUUUGAGGACAUCAGGAAAGAUAUUUCCUCCGACUUCUCCAAAUUAUCAGAGCAGGACUCAGUAUUGCUGGAAAAAGAGCAUUUACAGGUCUAUCUCCGUGUACGUCCAUUCACGACUUCAGAGAGAGCAGAAGGAGCAUCACAGGAGUGUAUCUCAAUUGAGCCUCCAGAUACUGUGAUUCUAAAGGCACAUAGAGCAUCUCUGACAGCCAGACACAGUGAGAGAUUCGGCCCACAACAGGCACAACGAUUUCAGUUCUCACAGGUGUUUGGUCCAGAUACAACUCAAAGAGAGAUAUUUGAUGGAACAACCAAAAGCCUUGUGAAAGAAGUCUUGGAUGGAGGAAAUUCUUUGAUCUUUACGUAUGGAGUUACUAAUGCUGGGAAGACAUUCACUUUUCUUGGCCCUGAUUCAGAUUGUGGAAUUCUGCCCAGGUCAUUAAAUGUGAUCUUUAAGAGCAUAGAAGGCAGAAUUUAUUCUCAAAAUAGCAUUAAGCCUCACAGAUGUGUCGACUUUAUAAAACUCACUAAAGAGCAGCAGGAUGACGAAGCUACAAAUAAGAGAAACCUUCUUCGACGAUUUAAAGAUAUUGACCCCCAGAAAACUCUGUCUAGCAUGUCCAGUUCCAGUUGUUCAUUAUUUGAAAGUUCCACCUUUAAUGACACAAACAGGGACAGUGUCUGUUUGGAUGACACCUCUAAUGUUAAAUUCUCUGUGUGGGUCUCCUUUUGUGAAAUUUACAAUGAAAACAUCCAUGAUCUCCUUGAUGUUGUUCCAAAUGGCUCUCACAGAAGGAAUGUUUUGCGGCUAGCCCAAGAUGAAGGCAAUGCUUUUGUCAAAGAUCUAAAAUGGGUUCAAGUUAACAGUGCAGAGGAAGCAUUAAAAGUUGUGAAAAUCGGAAGGAAAAAUCAAAGUUCUUCAUCCACCAAGCUCAACAAUGUCUCUAGCAGAAGCCACAGUAUAUUUUCCAUUCGGAUCUUGCGGAUUGAAGAUGUGGGUGUUCCUCGAGUUCAGACAAUUAGCGAGUUGUCAUUAUGCGAUUUGGCUGGAUCUGAGCGAUGUGCAAAGACUCAGAACCAUGGAGACCGCUUAAAAGAAGCUGGAAACAUCAACACAUCCUUGUUAACGCUAGGGAAAUGCAUCAAUGCUCUGAGGCUCAGCCAAACGCAGCCCAAGAUUCAUCAGCAUAUCCCCUUCAGAGAGAGCAAGCUCACACAUUAUUUCCAGGGUUUUUUCUGUGGCCGUGGAAAAGCCUGCAUGAUCAUUAACAUAAACCAGUGUGCCUCAGUGUACGAUGAAACCCUGAAUGUCCUCAAAUUCUCAGCAUUGGCUCAGAAGGUGGUGGUACUCAACCCUAAACCAGCUCCUAGCAUUGCAGUCAAGAGAUCUGAUAGAGAUGUGUCAAUGAUAAUCAAUAAUGCUAACAAGAAGGAUUGGACAAGGAGAAGCUCGCUCAUGGGCUGGGAGAUGAACCUAGAGGAGGACAACGUGCAGAAGGACAAAGAUGAUGAAGAAAUGGGUGAGGAUGACGAUGAGGAGAGUGACGAUGAGAGCAUGGAGGACAAUGAACAUCUCCAAAGAGAGAAAGAAGUUGUUGAGGAAAGAAGGCUAGAGAUACUGAAGAAUCUAGUCAACAGAACUAUUAGUGAAAUGGCCCCUGUUAGCACUGACGAGAAUGCUGCAAAGAUAGCUAAGAUUGAGCAUUUGGACAACAUGAUCAAGGCAAUGCGAGAUGAUCUAGCUAAGAUAAAGGGAGAUGCAGAAGGAGUACAGAUUUGCCUGACAAAUGUCCCUGAAUCACCCAGAACAAUCAGUGAUUUGAGGACACAGCUGGAGGAGAUGAGAGAGGAGCUUCUCAAAAGCCAACAACUUCUCAGUCUUAAAACUAUAGAGUUGGAAGCGAUGCGUGUUCAAAUGCAGGAAUCAGAUUACCAACUUCUCCAAGCAAAUAGAAAUUAUGAAAACAAGAAACUGAGAUGUCAGGAACUUAUGUCAGUCUGUCAGGAGAAAAAUGGCAUGAUCUCUACAUUACAGACUGCUUUGGACCAAAAUGUGGAGGCAGCUACUAAAGAUCAGGCCUUAAAUAAUAAUAUCAAAGAAGUAAUCCUAAAUUUCAGAAACAACUGUAAGUGUAUGCUGAAUGAAGAUGGUGAACCUAGAGGGGAGGAAAUGACAAGUCAAGAAACUCAACAGCUUCUGCAAGAACUGAAAAUGAAAGAUGAGCUGCUGAAUGAACUUAAACUUGAGCACUGUUCACUUGAGAAAAAAGUAUGUGAUCUCUCCGAUAGACUGGCAGAGCAGACUCAUGCACAUGAAGCUGCUGUGGCGAUGGAGAGAGCAGAGGUCAACAAAGUCACAAAUGAGAACAAGGCUCUUGCCAAUGAGCUACAUGUACUGCAGCAGGCAGCCAUUGAGAUGAGCUCAAAGCUCAAAACUCUCCAGAUGGAAUUGAGGACUCAGAAAAAGAUUGCCAAUGAGCUUUCAGAAGAACUCGAUGCAGCCAAAACUUUGAUUAAGGGACAUCAAGCAGAGUAUUGCAGUCAGUCCAAAUCUAUUGAAUCCUUAAUGAAAGAGGCAGAUCAUUUGCGUCAGGAACUUAGUGCCCGCCAGCUCUCACAUGACAAAACAAAGGCUGAAUGUGAGAGGAUGGUGGAGUUGUCUCAUGAGAAGAGCCGACAGAUCAAUGACCUGGAGCAAGAGGUCAGCCAGACCAGAGCAAACAUGUGUCAGCUGGAGGAGCUCUGCACUCGGCUUAAAUAUGAGCAUGAUGCACAGGACAAACUCAUUCAAACACUGAGCAAACUGAACCAGCACAAUGAGGUUCAGAACAUUGUGAGAACAAUUGUAGAGAGUGAGAUCUCUGAGGUAAGAGACAAGGCCAAGAGGAGAAUAACUGCGAUGGAGAAAGAUCUGGCUCAUAAAGAUGCAGAACUAGAGACUAAAGCCCAAGAGCUUUCGAAGGUGAGAGAACUUGUGAACGAUGGACGUAAUAAAAUCAAGACCUUGAGUUGUGAUUUGCAGCAGGUGGAGAGGGAGCGAGCUGAUGUCAGAGAUCAAUUGUGUGAGGCUAACAAGCAGAAAGAACAGUUAGAGAAACAGAUUUUGAUCUUAAGUGAAGAAAACAAAAUGUUUCAGCAGAGGCUAUGUGAAGCAAAUGAGCUGAAGGGUCAGGCUGGACACAGUUUGAGCUGUACAGAGCAAUCUAUUGACCCACAGCAGACUGUGAAGUCUAACCAUGUCAUAGAAGAAGAAAACAUAGAGCCUUUCCAAACAACCUGUCAAGAUCUUUUGGCAGAGCAGAAGCUGAUUGAGGAGACUUGUGGUAACGUAAAUAAGUGCACACAGACAGAUGAGGAGGAAUUGCUGGAGGCCAGACUGAAUGAGACUAAAUCCAUAACUGAAGAUCUUGCACAACUGCAGGAGAUGUAUCAGAAACCAAGUGUUGGUGUCUCGGUUGAAGCUCAGCAGGAAGAACAAAGAGCUUGCAGACCUGCAGAAAACAGAAAACCUAAUGAGGAGCGGGCAGAUGAUAAGCAGGAAAAGGGGCUGGAUGGAGCAGCCAUGGGGAAAGUGGCUCAGGCAGCAAGGCAACUAGAGGGUGACCAAAGGGAAAGGCUGCAGCUAGAGCUGGAAAUUUUAAAGCAGCAGCUGGCUGAGAAGCAGGAUACCACUGUGAAAUUACAAAGGGAAAAAGAUGAUUUGGCUGUUUCUUGUAAAGCUGUUACCCAGAAAGUUGACCGUCCCAAACAGACAUCAAAGGUGAAGACAGAGAAUGAAGGCAACUCUUUUAGUCAAACACAAGAGCAGGUAGCAGUACUCGACAACUCCAUCCUGUCCACAAAGAGUCUCAGAGAAGAGCGCUUCCUCAAACCUGGGCUAGAAAUCAGCUUUACACCACUUAAACCUGACCGAAUGAAUGUCAGGAAACCAGGAGAAGAAAAGUCUGUCACGAAAAAACUCAGAAGUACAGCCAGAAAGAGAAAGAGCCCAGAGUUGGAGAGCUCUGUGGAGUCAGAAAAUCGGAAAAACCGACGGCUGAAGGUGAACAACAGGGAAAACAUGCAGUCUAUUGAGACUCCCACAGUGCAAGGGAAAAAGGUGAGUCAAUUAAACCAGAAAGACUCACUCAGCCUGAAAGGGAAAAAAGAUGGAGCCCUGAAAAAGAUUGGUGACUUUAUCCAGAGCUCUCCAACCCUCUUUGGGAGCAAAGCCAAAAAGAUCAUGAGCAUGGUGAAUGUUAAAUCCCCUGAACCGCUGAAUCUUUCUGAAAACAACAAACCCAAGAGAAUCAAACGAAAGCUCUUCAAGACUCAGUUUUCCUCCCCGCUGGACAUACCCUCUCAACAUAUCAUUGGGAGCAGUGAUGAUGAUCAAGAGAGCAAUCAUUUCAAAAUCAAGAGAAAACUCAGAACAAGAACUGCAAAGUGAAAAUGUAAAUAUUAAUUUGAUGGGGAAGUGUAAUUUUUUGUACAAUUUUUUUACAAAAAAAAAAGGUUUUUGUUCUUCUAAAUUGUCAUAGAUUUUGUUUACUUAAAUGUUGUUGAACAAUUCAUAUUUGAUUCAUUAACACUGGAAAUGUUUGUAAAUAUUUUAGAAAUGUACCUCACAAACUUUUAAAAAAGAAAAAGUCAUUUUUAAAUUUCCUGUGGUUAUUGGACAAAAAGUGACAAACAAAAUGCUGUU